UUAAUACAGUGUUGACUUUAUGAUACUGAAGUCAAGGUGUAAAAUGUCAGUUGCAUACAUAAAAGAAGCAGCAAAAGUUGUUAAAAUCCAUUCUUUCUAGUGACGCAGUUGCAGUGUUUUCUUGUGCUUCUCUGUGUACAAUCACUUACUGGAAAAUCAAAAGUUUUACGUGUACGCCAUAAGAAUUAUCUCUGUUUAAUAAUCUCUUGAGCGGUGAGUUUAACUCGCUCAAGAUGGCUAAGUCAACUCGUUUCCCCUGUGACUGCAAACUUCCCUCAAACUUUCCGCUGACAUCAACUCGCUCUUUCCUGGGCGCGGAUGUACCCACGAAGACAGGCACUUGUAGAAGCGUUGCCUACAGCGCUAUCAUGUCACCUCCACCCAUUAGCCCUUCGUCUCUUGGUGCUUCUGACAGGAGCGAAGAAAUGGAGGGAUUUGUGCUACGUAUGAAGCAGCAGCAUGAAGAACAUGGCGUAUGUGACCCAACCACCAAGAAUGAGAGUGGAAGCCAUGAGUGCCCUAUUCUAUGGAGAACAAGGUCCCUCAAUGCACCCUCACCCAUCCAGCAGUUCGGCCCGUGCGGCCGCAUCAUGCGCAACUCUGCUAUGAUCAUGACUAUACAGGACCCCGCCAGCCAGAGACUGACGUGGUACAAGCCUCCCCUCAGCGUCCUCGUCAUCAAGAAAGUCAGAGACGCGAUGGUCAUCCCUCCCUUCAUUGAGCUCGUCUCUUGGCUCACUCUGGAGAAAAGGAUGGUAGUGUUUGUGGAAGCGUCUGUGCUGGAGGAACCCCUCGUUACGAAGCACGCUAAGUUCCCUGAUGUUAAAGACAAGCUCAUGUCUUUCAAUGAGAAGCACGACGACCUCACCGACAAAAUUGACUUCAUCAUCUGCUUGGGAGGAGACGGAACUCUGCUAUACGCUUCGUCUUUAUUCCAGCAAAGCGUGCCUCCAGUGAUGGCAUUCCAUCUUGGUUCGUUGGGCUUCCUCACUCCUUUUAAGUUCAGCAAUUUCCAGGAGCAAGUCACAAACGUGCUUGAAGGUCACGCAGCCCUAACGCUGCGCUCACGCCUGCGCUGCAUCAUCGUGCGGGGAGGCUACGACAAACCACAGCCUAAGAAGCCCAAGCCCGACGCCACAACCGCCCCAUGGCUGCCCGACCCUGGGGUUAAACUCCCCUCUAAUUUACUUGUUCUUAAUGAGGUGGUAAUAGAUCGGGGUCCCUCCCCCUACCUCUCCAAUCUCGAUCUCUACCUCGACGGAAGACGCAUCACUUCGGUACAGGGCGAUGGGUUACUGGUAUCAACACCAACGGGCAGCACAGCGUACGCAGUAGCAGCAGGAGCAUCGAUGAUCCACCCCUCAGUGCCAGCCAUCAUGGUGACGCCCAUCUGCCCUCACUCAUUAUCAUUCCGACCCAUCAUCGUGCCUGCUGGCGUCGAGCUCAAGAUUACAGUAUCGAAGGACAGUCGCAAUACAGCCUGGAUCUCCUUUGAUGGUCGUAUGAGGCAGGAGCUCACUCACGACGAUAGCCUGCGCGUGACGACUUCGAUCUAUCCUGUGCCGAGCAUCUGUGCUGAAGACCAGAUCGCUGACUGGUUCGCAUCUCUGGACGACUGUUUACGAUGGAACGACAGGAAACGACAGCGGCACUUCGACGAUGGCAACACUGCCGCUGACGACGCCAACCUUAUGUCCGACGAUGCUAACCCUCCCUCCGCCGAUGCUAAAAAUCCUUCUGAUGAUGCUAACCAUCAAUGCGACGGUGCUAACCGUCUCUCCGACGACGGGAAUCUAAUGUCCGAUGACGGGAACAUGUCGGAAAGUUCCUCUGCCUCAUCUUCGGUCCCAACAACUCCCACGUCGGCAGCUUCAGGCGUAUGUGCGUUGUAUGAUGCAGAGGCAGGCCCUAGUGGCCUCUGCAGAGUAGCUGAAAUAACAGAGUCUGAAGGGGGCGACUCAGACGACGACUCGUGCAAUGACAAUCAUGAAGCUGGACCGUCUUGAGGACGCUACAGCCACGCUCCUUGCGCAGGUGUCCGGAGGAGUUCGGAAGGUAUUGGACGCCUUCUGCUGUGAUAUUCUUGAAACAUUUUUGUACUUUUUUACGGACUUUGAUGGGACCAAACCCGUCUCUUGGGACUCUCUGCUCUGUCGCCUCGAAGAGACGAAGGAAAAACUUUUGUUGUUUUCUCAUUAUUUAUCCUUUGUUGAAGAGGUUAUUUUUUGCGCGCAGUGAAUGCCAUAGAGCUCUCUUCUACUUCAAAUACGUUAUCAUAGACGGAAAAAGUGUUUUUCCGUAUCUUAUUUUAAUCUCAUUAAUGUAUAGAUAGUAAAGUUUAAAUAAGUUGAGCAUUUUCACGCCCGAUCUUGGACCUUAAUUAUGCACAGUACGUCUGCUUUUGGUUUGAGUUAAAACGAUUCUGUUUUUUGUGAAGAAUAAAUCCAUAAUUAUAUGGUCACUAAGUCAUCCGUAGUCUAGGCCAAAUUUUAUUCAUUUCUAACGGCUGUAUUUAUACCGUGGAGGCCAAAUUUCGUAAGCCAAGUUGAUUAAGUCGUGUUAUUCAGAAUAUUGUGUUUAGUGUACAGCGACAUAUAUGCUGCCGUAGAUGUUUUAUAAAAUGACACUUCUUUCUAUAUGGUUAAGAAAUGGCUAUGGUAAUUUUAAAUACGUGGCAUAUUUAAGUAGCACAGCCGUCGUAAAAAUGCAACGAUUAAACGGAACAUUGUUUAAUUGUCGGCGAAAUGUGGCUUAUGUUAGACCUGAGGCCUGAUGAAAUUAGGCAGCCAACUCAAAGAAAUUCUGAGCGUCGUUAAAGUUCUUC
Hyalella azteca is the source of this 2824-nucleotide messenger RNA. RefSeq names its product NAD kinase-like. Lineage: Eukaryota; Metazoa; Arthropoda; Malacostraca; Amphipoda; Hyalellidae. Gene Ontology annotation, biological process: NAD+ metabolic process; NADP+ biosynthetic process. The transcript has 10 exons. Bases 234 to 2006 code for a protein of 590 amino acids. Gene Ontology annotation, molecular function: NAD+ kinase activity. The record is from RefSeq and is a predicted model, not a curated record.